AUGGCGGCCGCUACCGAGUCCAAGCUGCCUACCGACCCCAAGUACGACCAGUACGAGUUCCCGACCACUGCCCCGGAGGCCCAGGAUGGCCACCCCGGCCACACCACCCCGGAACAGGAUGCGAAGGUGCACCAGCUGCGCACAAUGCUCGAGCAGAUGGGCUACACAGAGCGAUUGGAUACUCUGACCUUGCUGCGAUUCCUUCGUGCUCGCAAGUUCGAUGUUGAGGCGUCCAAGGCUAUGUUCGUGAACUGUGAGAAGUGGCGCAAGGAGUUUGGCACCGAUGACCUGCCUCGCACCUUUGAAUACCCCGAGAAGCCCGAGGUGUUCAAGUACUAUCCUCAAUACUACCACAAGACCGACAAGGAUGGCCGUCCCGUCUAUAUCGAGAAGCUGGGCAAGAUUGACCUCACUGCCAUGUACAAGAUCACCACCGGCGAUCGCAUGCUUCAGAACCUGGUCACGGAAUAUGAGAAGCUGGCUGAUCCCCGUCUCCCUGCCUGUUCGCGCAAGGCAGGCAAGCUCCUCGAGACUUGCUGCACCAUCAUGGACCUGAAGGGCGUCGGCGUUACCAGCAUUCCCUCCGUCUACAGCUACGUGCGCCAAGCCUCCGAGAUCUCCCAGAACUACUACCCCGAGCGUUUGGGCAAGCUCUACCUCAUCAACGCCCCCUGGGGCUUCAGCAGUGUCUUCAGCGUUGUCAAGGGCUUCCUUGACCCGGUGACCGUCAACAAGAUCCACGUGCUCGGUAGCGGAUAUCAGAAGGAGCUCCUUUCCCAGGUGCCCGCGGAGAACCUGCCCGUCGAGUUUGGCGGCAAAUGCAGUUGCGAGGGUGGCUGCGAGCUGUCCGACAUGGGCCCCUGGCAAGAGUCCGAGUGGGCUCGCCCGCCGGCCUGGGCGACCGCCAAGGAGACCAAGGAGACCAAGGAGACCGAGGAGGCUGUUGUCCAGAACGAGGACCCCGGUUAUGAGAAGAAGGAUGCCGAGGGCCAGGAGGGAGCCCAGACCAGCGCAUAG
This is a messenger RNA of Penicillium macrosclerotiorum, 1017 nucleotides long. RefSeq names its product SEC14 family lipid-binding protein. Lineage: Eukaryota; Fungi; Ascomycota; Eurotiomycetes; Eurotiales; Aspergillaceae. The coding region runs from base 1 to 1017 and encodes 338 amino acids. The transcript is spliced from 3 exons. The record is from RefSeq and is a predicted model, not a curated record.